This is a messenger RNA of Sphaeramia orbicularis (orbiculate cardinalfish), 1461 nucleotides long. Its product is annotated as zinc finger protein 316-like. The transcript has 3 exons. Gene Ontology annotation, molecular function: RNA polymerase II cis-regulatory region sequence-specific DNA binding; DNA-binding transcription factor activity, RNA polymerase II-specific. NCBI's taxonomy places the organism in Eukaryota, Metazoa, Chordata, Actinopteri, Kurtiformes, Apogonidae. The record is from RefSeq and is a predicted model, not a curated record. Gene Ontology annotation, biological process: regulation of DNA-templated transcription. The coding region runs from base 61 to 852 and encodes 263 amino acids.
GAGCUUGUAAACAACCGAACACAGGUUGUGUCGCCCGUGGAUUUCCCUCCACCGUGAAACAUGACGAAGAUCGAGAUGCUGCGGCUGCUCAUCACCCAGCGGCUCACCGCGGCCGCAGAGGAGAUCUUCGGGGUGUUCGGCAGAGCCAUGGCCGAGUACGAGGAGGAGAUCUCCCGCUCCAAACUGGAGAUAGACCGGCAGAGGAGGCUCCUGGAGCUCAGCGUCAGGCCCACGAUCUCCGUCCAGGUCAGCAGCACAGGUCUGUCUGAGCAGCAGGACUGGACAUCUGCCGUGGACGUGACAGAAGCCCCGCCUCCAGGCAUCAAAGAGGAGGACGAGGACGAGGAGGAGGGGCUGUGGUUGCAGCGGGACCAGACUCCGGAACCCAAAGACCAGUUUGUCCUAAACCGGAACAACGAGGACCACAUGAGCGGCUCUGAGCCUGGGACCUCCAUCCUGCGGUCCUGCUCGGACCCCAACGAGGACGGACUCAAAGACCCUGACCUGGUUUGCUCAGGUAACGGUCUGUUGGACGGCGUCGACCCGGAGGCCCCGGUGUCGGAGGUGGUGGACUCGUACAUCUGCACCAUCUGCGGGCGUGCGUUCGCUCAGCGCAGCCACUGGGCCAAGCACGUGCAGGUUCACCGCAAAGCCGACGCUAAAGCCGACAAGUCGUUCGUGUGCGACAUCUGCGGGAAGAGACUGACGCGGUUCGACGGGUACCAGAAGCACCUGAGGGUCCACACGGGGGAGAAACCCUACACCUGCCACGAGUGCGGACGCAGAUUCAGCGACAACUCCAACUACAAACGACACAUUCGCACACACACGGGACAGAAAACCCAGAGCUGAGACUGUGGGGCUGAGGGUGGGACCAGGACCAGGACCAGGACCAGGACCGGAACAAGACUGUCACAGCUUCUGUCAAACGAAGCUUUAUGCACAUAAACAGAGGCUAAAACUCAGAUGCACUACAUGGACAAAAGUAUGUGGACAGUUGACUUCAGGUGUUUGUUUUCUAACGGGUCUGGGAUAAAAACAAUAAUGACUAAUGUCAGAAUAGAGUUUUAUGGUUUUAAUGGUUUUACUCCGAACACCACCGCUGGAUCUCUUUGGUGUUUUGGUGAUAAGUAGGACAGGUUUGGUUGGAUUUCUUCUCCCUUGGUAACCAACAUAUCGUCAGCGUCCUGAUAAAACCUGCUAAGUGACAUUUUUGGUUGGGAAUAAAACCUGCUAUCUCCUCUAUUUAGCUUCAAAUUUCUCCUGUGAAAGUUGUUUCCAUUCCAUCAUAAGUACCAACACUAAAGGAACAGAUAUUUUUUUGUCAUUUUUCACAGUCUCCUGUCAUAUCAACAGUUUUUUCUUUCUCCUGUAAAAUUUACCAAAAGUCACACAGCAGGUUUUAUCAGGAAGCUGACGAUAUGUCACGUUUCCACUACAUGGUACCAACUCAACUCGACU